Messenger RNA from Gossypium raimondii (Peruvian cotton), 1533 nucleotides. RefSeq names its product probable protein phosphatase 2C 44. Lineage: Eukaryota; Viridiplantae; Streptophyta; Magnoliopsida; Malvales; Malvaceae. The record is from RefSeq and is a predicted model, not a curated record. The transcript has 5 exons. Gene Ontology annotation, cellular component: nucleus; cytosol. Gene Ontology annotation, molecular function: protein serine/threonine phosphatase activity. Gene Ontology annotation, biological process: protein dephosphorylation. The coding region runs from base 223 to 1128 and encodes 301 amino acids.
CCUUUAUCUCUAUUAUUCAUUAUAUAUUUUUCUGAUCCUAAUUUUAUUGGUAGUGGAAAUUACUCUGUUUUCAUAGUUCUGGGUUUGUAUUCACACCAAAACUGAAGGUUCUUUGACUUCUGGGUAUUGGCCUGUUUAACCAAAUACAGCAUCAUAUAUCAAUUAUCAGGCAAAGGAAGGGAAGGGUUCUACUUGGUAUAUUUAUAUGUUGAAUUUGAAAACAUGAGCCAACAUUCAUCCGUUGCAGGCGCCUCCCGCCCCGUUAAAGAAGCCGGCUUCUUUACCAAAAUCAAGAAUGUUGCUUGCCUGAAAUCAUCAUCAUCAUCAGACAAGGGGAAAGGGGGAAAAGGGAAAAGCAAGUCAUCAAGUAACAAAGUUUCCCAUGGGUUCCACUUAGUGGAAGGUCAAUCAGGCCAUAAAAUGGAAGAUUACCAUGUUGCUGAGUACAGAAAAAGGAAGAAUCAUACCCUUGGAUUGUUUGCAAUAUUUGAUGGUCACUUAGGGGAUCGCGUGCCCACUUAUUUGAAAGACAACCUUUUCAACAACAUACUCGAAGAGCCAAAUUUCUGGAAAGACCCUGAGGCCGCAAUACGGAGUGCAUACUCCUCCACAGAUAAGUUUAUAUUGGAUAACUCUAUGCAAUUAGGGCCUGGCGGCUCCACUGCUGUAACUGCAAUUGUCGUUGAUGGCAAAGAUUUAUGGGUAGCGAACAUUGGUGACUCUAGAGCUGUUGUAUGUGAGAGGGGCUCUGCCAAUCAAAUUACAGUGGACCAUGAGCCGCAUGCUGAACGAAGAAGGAUAGAGAAGCAGGGUGGCUUUGUGACUACUCUUCCUGGAGAUGUGCCUAGGGUGAAUGGUCAACUUGCAGUAGCACGGGCCUUUGGGGAUCAGAGCCUUAAAGCUCAUUUAAGCUCAGAACCUGAUGUCAGACAUGUCCCCAUAGACUCCACUAUUGACUUUGUAAUACUGGCUAGUGAUGGUUUGUGGAAGGUAAUGAAGAAUGAAGAGGCAGUUAAUUUGGCGAAAUCCGUGAAGGAUCCCCAAGCAGCAGCCAAACUGUUAACGACCGAGGCAUUGGCUAGAAAAAGCAAAGAUGAUAUAUCAUGCAUUGUAAUUCGAUUUGGCUGAUGCAGAUAGCAUUGUUUGGUUUGCCAGUGGGAGGCGCUGUACAUGGGGGGAACUCUUAUGAGUUGGAGAGCUUGGAGGUUCAUGUAUGUGGGUAGGUUUCUUAGCAGGGACAACGAUGUGUGAGCUAUUAGUUGAGAUAGAAUUGUGGUGCAUUUUUUGUAUUCCUAGAGAGCUUCCUCAUUAAUCAAUGAUUAUGAACAUGAACAGGUUUGCAUUUGGACUAAAAUGUGUGGGGGCUUGUCUUGUCUUGGCUGGCUUGGCUGCCAAUUAAUAUAGUUAUAAUAUAAGAUAGACCUGUGAAUGUGAUUGAAAAGUGAAAGGUUGAAACAGAGAUUGAUACUAAUCAGCUGCAGAUACAGUGUGUGGAUACAAGUAUAUAUAAAUAUGUUUAUGUAUAUACAUAUA